Molecule: messenger RNA, 957 nt
Organism: Grosmannia clavigera kw1407
Lineage: Eukaryota; Fungi; Ascomycota; Sordariomycetes; Ophiostomatales; Ophiostomataceae
Exons: 2
Coding region: 1-957 (318 amino acids)
Source: RefSeq, a predicted model, not a curated record
AUGCCCUUCACGGUACCGCUUCGCAGCGCAGCUGACGCUACGCGCUUUACGUCCACAGUGCCGCAUGCGUCCCGGCGCGCUGCUGGGCCCGGGUCUUCGGCUACCCCGGCGGCCUCUCGGUUCCAGUCGCCGGGCAGCAAUGGCGGUGCACCGGGCGGCGCAAGGCCACCGCCUCCGUCCUUCCCCGGCGAGACGCCAGAGCAGAAAGUAGCCCGGUUGCGUGCCGCACACAUGGCGGCAAAGAACGCCCAGGUGUCGCGCUUCGACCGCAUUGUGCACUCGGCGCGGCACAUGUUUGACUCGGCGCAUAGAAUCACCAUUGUCGGCCUGAUUGGGUUUACUGCCAUUGCCGGACUCCUGACUGUCUACACCACCGUCGACAUGAUGCGCUUCAACCACAAGCGCAAGCUGGAGUUUAUCGCCGCCCAGAAGCAGAUGGAAGACGACAGCCUUGCGGCAGCGCGACUGGCGUACAUGCGAGGCGAUGCGACAGAGGAGCAGACGGCCUUGGUCGAGGAGGUGGCUGCGGCCGAGAGGGCGGCCAUCAACGCCGGCGCACCGCCACCGGCACGGUCGGGAGAUGGCUUUUUCAAGAUGCCGAGCUUGCUGGGCGCCCCAUCGCCAGUGGCCGCCGAAAGCGCGCCGACUGCCGCCGCCCCUGCAACUCCAUCCUCUUGGGCCAAGUCCAUGCUCUCCCGCGAGGAGCAGGGCGAGAUCCCGGGCUCAUCGCAGAGCCGGCUCGGCUACGAGAGCCUGUCGGAAGAGGACGACUGGCCGGGUGCGCGUGAGAGCGACGUCGUGCGCGCUGUCGAGGAACACUCGGCAUAUCUGGCUGGCAAGGCUCAGGCAGCGCUCGACCGCGAGCGGGCCAACCAGCGCAACGGUGGCCCGCUUGACCGACUCGGCCUGGAGCCCGCCGCUGCUGCAGGAAAGAAGAGCUGGUGGAAGUUUUGGUGA